GAACAAAGAAGCUUUUAACAAUAAUCCAACAAAGUCUCUCCUUCUCUGCUCUCGAUUCUCUCAACAAAGCAUGGCUCUUUACCUCUUAUCUCUCACCCUCCUCCUACUCCUCCUCACCACGCCCACCCUUUCCCUCUUCGAACCCGACCCGGACUCGACCUCCACCGUCUACGAACUCCUCCCAAAGUACGGCCUCCCGAGCGGCCUCCUACCCGAUUCCGUCACCAACUUCACCCUCUCCGACGACGGCCGCUUCGUCGUCUACCUGUCCAAGCCCUGCACCGUCGAGUUCGACUACCUCGUCUACUACGACAAGACCGUAUCGGGACGAAUCGGCUACGGCUCCAUCACCGAGCUCGAGGGCAUCGAGGUGAAGCGGCUCUUUCUCUGGUUCGACGUCGACGAGAUCAAGGUCGAUCUGCCUCCCUCCGAUUCCAUCUACUUCAAGGUCGGGUUUAUCAACAAGAAGCUUGAUAUUGACCAGUUCAAGACUGUUCAUUUGUGCGGUGAUAACGGUGUCUCUUGUGGGAAGAGUUUUCUCCAGAUUCCAGCAAUGAUGAAAGAAGCUGAGAUGCUGAUCACCGAGUAAAGUACUCUCACCAAUCACACCACAACACCAGGAAGAUGGAGUUUUUACUUUAGUGUCAGUCGUCAACCUUUGUACAAAUACAAGUCUUUUUUUUUAUAAAGAUUUGGUAAUGAAAUGUCAAAUAUUUCCUUCAUGCAAGUCUUUGUUGUUAAAACUCUGUUCCACGGAAGAAUGAUGUAUCUUUAUGUAUGCUAUAUGACUAAAUGUUUCCCUA
Molecule: messenger RNA, 803 nt
Organism: Raphanus sativus (radish)
Lineage: Eukaryota; Viridiplantae; Streptophyta; Magnoliopsida; Brassicales; Brassicaceae
Exons: 2
Coding region: 71-589 (172 amino acids)
Source: RefSeq, a predicted model, not a curated record